AUGGAGCAUAACAAAGAAGAUGAGUUGGGGGAUUUCAUCGAAUCGUCCCAGGUUCCAACGCUGCGUACGAAAAUUCGUGAAAAAAGACCCAAUUACUUAUGUCCAAAAUUCUCCCCAAUGAAAAAACGGAAAAGGAAUCCAUUGAAACGGUUACGGGACAACAAAACCGUCUCCCAAUGCCUCCGGAAGGAGUGGAAAAUGUCACCGAGCAAACCAUCUUCGACUACUGUGACCAAGCAGCAAGCUGGUGUAAUGAAUGGUGCACCGUCGGAAGAGGAUUACAUAUUGUCUGCAUCAACCCAGCAGGAGGCACCGAAUGGUGAAAUCCAGGCAGUGCCGUCGGUCAGCUUGUUCGCCCAGCAGGAACAGGCUUUGGCACGGUACAUUUUUGAUGAAUCCUCCGACGCACAGGUGGAAGAACAGCUGGAAAAGCUGCUGGAUGGAUUUCAGGCUGAAUACCAACAGCAGUGUGCGGGGAUGGACCGUUCUCCUAUUCCUUGUGCAGUGGUAGAGCGUCCUGCAUCUGUGCCAUCAACAAUUUUAUUCGAAGCUGAAAUGGAGCUAGAAGAAAUACCGCCGAAAGAGAUACACGGAAAUGUCGCUGAACCACUUGAAGUGAUAAGCGAUAUAAUACCAUACUUUAGUGAAGAGAUACAACGAUUGGAACAAUCUUUGGUGCCAGUAUCGGUAGCUAAUACCCAAAUUAUGCCCAUAGUAGAACAAAGGGAAGAGGUUCCAGAAGUUGCGGAAGCAAAUAAAACUAUAGCCACAGUCACCGGCAACGUUUGCUUGGAUCUGUCGAAGCACGUGGAUCGGAGCACGGCGAAGAACGCAAAUGUGGUACAAGAAACGACCAAUCAAAACAAUUCCGCACACCUACGUAUUGAGGAAGUAACAAACUCCACUCGGGUAGACGGUGUUCUAGAUCUUCGUAUUAAGAAUGCUCAAACAGUUCCUGAAACAAUAACGCAUUACACCACUCGAACUAUAGUCCCAAAUCGACCACUUGUCAGCAAAACAUCAGAUUGUGGCAUACAGACGAACCUGUAUUGCAGACGGCGAAAUGUCGCUGUACAGCAUCGUCCGGUCGCUUCGUUCGAAUUUACCGAUCGUAAUUUAAUCGUUCUAGCGCAGCAGUGCGAAGCCGACCCGAGCAUGCUGGAACGGAAGCUUAGACGAAUUGCCAAAACGUCCUCAGAAGCAAUAUGGCGCGAGCGCGAUCUUUCCGCCGUAUUUACCACGGCAGAUCCGUACUAUGCGAAUUUGAAACAUUUCUUGUAACUGCAUCAAAAUUUUUCAAAGUAAAUUAUCGUGUCA
Messenger RNA from Anopheles moucheti, 1317 nucleotides. RefSeq lists its product as uncharacterized. The transcript is spliced from 2 exons. Bases 1 to 1281 code for a protein of 426 amino acids. NCBI's taxonomy places the organism in Eukaryota, Metazoa, Arthropoda, Insecta, Diptera, Culicidae. The record is from RefSeq and is a predicted model, not a curated record.